AUGCUCUACAACAAGGUUGUUCUCGCCGCUGCUGCGGCCACGGCUGUCAACGCUCAGCGUCCCUCUGAUGAGUCCAUCUGCGACUACUACACCACUGCUCUCCUCAAGGAGAAUACCGCCGAGAAUCAGGCUACUCUUCUGACUCUUGUCGUCAACACUGUGGUCAUUGGCAACUACACCGAGCCCAACGUUGGCAUCAAGGUUCCUGGUAUCCUGGCCCCUGGCGCGGUCGACGGCGAGGAAGUCAACCUGUUGCCCUACUUCAGCGGUGAGCUUGCCACCACCAACAGGGGCGGCAGCGAGGGUGUCAAGGUCAACUUUCUUGACGGUGGUGCCGCCGAGCCCCUCAAAAAGAAUAUGCCCUCCGACGACGAAGAGUCCAACCAAUACUUCCUCCUCACCCAUCUCUACCAGUUCUUCGGCUCUCUGCUCGGCUGCACUAUGCAGGGCAUGUCCGGCUUCGACGCCUAUACGGCCGACCCAUCUAUGUACGAGGUUCAUAAGUUCAUGAACCUCAACCUCGCUGAGAACACCUACUUCAUCCAGCAGGUUGGCAUGGCCGCAGCCUCCUUCGGUGUUGCCGAAGAGGACGUUACUACUGUUGGAACGGCUCUCAAUUCCCUCUUCAACGUCCGCUGCGCCCCUCCCGCUACUGCUGUCAAGGCCCAGGGCCCUCAGUUGCAGUCUAUCUGCAUCGAUGAGGAGACUUGCCCUCUGGCCGAGGACGCCAACUGCGCACUAUACAGCGGCCAUGGCGGCAACAGCACCACCACCCCAACCAGCAGCGGUAUGCCCACAGCCACUGGUGGUAACGGUGACGGCGGCGGCGCCGAGCCCACCGCUGUUCCCACGGACGCUGCUGCCGUCCACGGACUCGGCCUUGGCGCCCUCGUCGCAGCUGUUGCUGCUCUCGCUCUCUAA
Emericellopsis cladophorae is the source of this 921-nucleotide messenger RNA. RefSeq lists its product as uncharacterized. The record is from RefSeq and is a predicted model, not a curated record. NCBI's taxonomy places the organism in Eukaryota, Fungi, Ascomycota, Sordariomycetes, Hypocreales, Bionectriaceae. The transcript is spliced from 3 exons. Bases 1 to 921 code for a protein of 306 amino acids.